AUGUCGUUCCCGAAUAUCUGGCACCAUCGGAAGGUAGCCGACACCUCAGCCAAGGCAUGCGAGCUUUGCUUUAAACCAAGUACCAGUGUGCUCUUCAACCCAGAGAAUAAGGACUUCUUCUAUGUAUGCCUUGCUCAUAUCAAGGAUAGGGGCUUUUGUUCCCCGAUAAUUGAUCAGGAAGCCAUUGCCGCCAAGAAGAAGAAGGAAAUGGAAGAGGAGCUCGAGAAAGUGAAGAAAGAGUACGAAGAAAAGCAACGUAAGAAACAGGAGAAAAAUUCGAAAAAAUCAGAAGAAGAAAAGGAUAAGGCCAAGGACGAUGAAGGAAAUGACUCCAAGAAACCCGAGAAGAAAGAUGAUUUGAAGCCAAAUAGUAAAGACAAGGCGGACGACAACACCUCACCAAAACCAGAGGAAGAACCGCGCGUCUUUGCAUUACAAAGGACCUUCUAUCAACAGCGACUAGAUAGAAAACGCCAAGCUGAGAUGGCUAAGAGAAACCGAGAACGCUUAAGUAACCCUAGCUACUUUCCAUCCGUUCCUAAGGACCUCCCUUGA
Hypoxylon fragiforme is the source of this 555-nucleotide messenger RNA. Its product is annotated as DUF1742-domain-containing protein. NCBI's taxonomy places the organism in Eukaryota, Fungi, Ascomycota, Sordariomycetes, Xylariales, Hypoxylaceae. Bases 1 to 555 code for a protein of 184 amino acids. The transcript is spliced from 4 exons. The record is from RefSeq and is a predicted model, not a curated record. Gene Ontology annotation, biological process: vacuolar transport. Gene Ontology annotation, cellular component: endosome.